AUGGUAGUGAGAUUGGAAUGGAUGCCCAAAGUGUCUGUUACUGUUUCACUACAUUCGCUAGCUUUUUCUGUUCCGAUCUUUAAUGGGACAAAUUUCUCUUGCUGGAUUGAACAGAUUCAAUUUCACCUUGGUGUUUUGGAUUUGGACUUAGCUCUGCGAAUAGAUAAACCGGUUGCUAUUACAGAAACAAGCAGAAACAAUAUUAAAUCAACACUUCCUCAACUUGAAAAUGUAAAGGAAUAUCUCAAGGCUGUGGAAAAUCGGUUUCAUUCAGCAAACAAGUCCCUUGCAGGGAGAUUAAUGGCUAAACUUACCGCCAUGAAGUUUGAUGGUAGUCGAGGAAUGAACGAACAUGUCCUUGAUAUGACUAAUCUAGCUGCCUGA
Malania oleifera is the source of this 384-nucleotide messenger RNA. RefSeq lists its product as uncharacterized. The record is from RefSeq and is a predicted model, not a curated record. The coding region runs from base 1 to 384 and encodes 127 amino acids. The transcript has 3 exons. NCBI's taxonomy places the organism in Eukaryota, Viridiplantae, Streptophyta, Magnoliopsida, Santalales, Ximeniaceae.